Paramecium primaurelia is the source of this 378-nucleotide messenger RNA. The record is from the annotation of a GenBank genome assembly. Lineage: Eukaryota; Ciliophora; Oligohymenophorea; Peniculida; Parameciidae.
AUGAAUAGUCAGAAUAAAAUUCCAGAAAUGCCAAAUCAUGCAAGAUUUGAUGAAGUAUUAUAAGGAUUGGAACUUAGGUUUGAUUUUUACAGAUAAAUCAUAUAAAAAUAGAAAAGUCAAUAUUAAGAUAUCCUAAUGAUUAAAAUGGUAACUGUAAAGCUUAAAACAAUAGGUUUGAGGUAAAAUUACUUCAAAACUCAUAGAUAGAAGUAACAGUAGUUCAAGUUGAUUGAUAGAAGUGAAAAUAUGUUUUUGCUAGAAAAAAUUAAAUAGUAAUUAAAAAAACUCCUUAUUAUAUUUUUAGAAAAUUUCAAAAAAAUUUUAGGGCUGAAAUUUAUAAAGCCUCAAACUAAUUUAUAGAGAAACUCUAAAGGUUGA